AGGUACGGCAUGAGUAAGUGAUGAGAUCUUCACAUACAAAACUCCUGGCCUGAAAACCUCACUCAACAUCCAAUUGUUUCUUAUUUUUUCUCCAAAAGUAGCGUUAUAUUUCUAGUUGCUGUUUUUGAUAAGAUUCAUAUUUGAUGAAGACUAGGUCUCUUAGUCAUGGAUAAAGCUGCUCUGGCUGCAGACCAGUGAAAUCGCUAACACCCUGUUGAAGAGCAGUAUAUUGGGCAAGUUUAACGAGGUAGGUCUUAAACCUGAUAUGCUAUAUAAUGCACCUAUUGGCGUGGUCUCCCUUUGAGAGCGCAAUUUGAAUCAGGAUGCACAACAAUGUACACAAUAUUGUUUUACAGCAAAUGAGCAGUCACAAAUGUUUAGGCUAUAGUCAAUAUUGAGAAGAUGUUUAAUGUACUGAAAAAAUGACAUUUAGCUGAAAAGGCAAUACAAAAUAAAAGGUGGUAACAGGUAAUUUAAGUGGAAAUUGAUUAAAAUUCAAAUUUGGUAAUUGCAAUUAUUGUGGUUAUUAUGCUUUUAUUACAGAUUGACAAACAAUUGUUUAAGGUUUUUGUUUGUCAGGUAGGAAUCUGGUGACCAAGAAGGACCUUGUGAUUUAGUAUCCAUCUGUAUAGCACAUAAUUACUUCCAUAGAGUAUCUAAUAUGCAUAUGGAAAAUUGAAUGAUUUCACGAAAGCAGCAACGCUCAAGAGGGCUACUAUUUUCUGAGCAUUUUGACAGAUGGAAGGACAUCUUGUUGAUGUACUGCAUUAAUACAGGUUAGACAUACCACUAAAAGGUACCCUAAAGAGCAGAGUGUUUAGUGUCUACUUCUGUGUAACCCUUCUCCAACCAGUAUAAUGACCUUCGGGGUGGAUCACACCACACACAGCAUUUCAUGUGAAAGAGACAUCAAUGCCUCAACAAAUGCAGCACAACAUAAUGAUAAUAAAGCCAGCCAACCAACCAAAGCCAGCACACUGGGUCUUGAGGAGGGUAUCCCCUCAGCAGCUGAAUAUGAUUAAGAUAUGAAACCAAGAGGGCAUCCACUCAAUGGAAAAUAUUGACUGUUUAGAUAACUUUCUCUGAGAGCCUGUCAGACAGAGGCAGGAGAGAUGUCACCCAAAAAACGACCCCUCUCGUCCCCCUCCAUCCCGUCCCAGAGAGUACCAGUGUAGGGGCGGACUGUCGCUAACGGGGUCAGGCUUUUCCGGACCCGUCAGAUUUUCUCACAGAUUUGUGCCCUUGGGACAGGCCAACUAGCCCACUGACCCUGUUACAUGAGCCGACCAAUGGGAUUGGAGCAUGGAGCGGGCCUGAGAACACAGGUUCCUACUGUACUGCUGAGGGGUAGAGCGCGCCAUCUGAGAGCGUGCCACACAUGGUUUAACACUGGAUUAGUUUGAUUUGAAAUAUAAUCACAUUUUCUCUCACAAAAUCUGGACUAUGGUUAAUUCCCAAAUGAAGUCAAAUAAUUAUAACACGAAAUGUAGGCAACUUUGUGAAACAUCUAGUAAUUUGGUGUCUCAACAAAAAAGGUCACAUUUAAUUAUAUCAAAAGCAAUUCUCUUCAUUGUAUCUGUCACCGAUUUAAGUCUGUCAUAUCACAGCAAGCACACUCUAUGGAUCAGUUCUCAGUCCCAUGCAGAUCCUCAUCACACUACUAUGGGACAAAGCAUAUGUACAGUUUAAUGAAGGCGUACAUGCCAAUGUGUUGUAUUUUAAUUUGCGGUGGGGGAUUUUUGACAUCCUGCUAAACUCUGCUGGUUGUGGUAUAUUGAUGUGAAGCUACACAGAAACAAUAAUGUAGGUUUACAUCCUGACACAUUUCAUAUUUUUGUCUGGCCAAGAUUAUUACUUUAUUUUCUCACUUCAAAGAUUUAGUCAUAUCAGGACAUCCUGAGUUAUUUUUCCAGCGCUGGGGACUCAAGGGAUAUUAAAUGUUUACAGGAUGUUAACAUAAAAGACAUGUUCUGGGCAAAAAGUUCUGCUUAUUAAUGUUAAUUCAUUUGUUUAUGUACACUGUUCAUUUGAUUGAUUUGAGUUUACAUUUCCAAGGGAUCUGAGGUUGAACAGCUCUUCACUUUUUAAGAGGGUAACAUAAUAUAAAAUUAUUAUAAAAUUAUUAUAAAAUCUAGUUCACCAACUCUCUUGGGAACCAAGUCUAAGUAUGAGACACUAAGCAACUAUUUUGUUUCACUCAAGUACUCAUUUUUAAAAUCAUACUUUGUCAAUCAAUCGCUUCUAUUAUGUAGUGAUGUAAACUGAUGUAAACUCUACUAUGUUUCAGGUAAAAUGGGAUGCAACUGUAGUUCAGAUUAUGAUGAUGACUGGGUAGAGAACCUAGACGAAGUGUGUGACAACUGCAACUGCCCGAUUUCCCCCCAGUCAGCUAACCCGGUGAGUGUGUGUGAGAGAGUGUGUGUGUGUGUGUGUGUGUGUGUGUGUGUGUGUGUGUGUGUGUGUGUGUAGACAGUGGCAUAGCGUCUGGACGUGGCUGGGGAAGUAGUGUGGAAUGCGAGGAAGAGGGUGUGAUAUUUUUACAUGGUCUCACAAAAAAAAUACACUAACAUCUCCAAUAUGCAUUUAAUUGACAUAUCAAUGAAUAUAACUUAUGCAACCAUGGUCUACAUAAAAGUGUGUUGUGCAAGUCAAUGCUUGGGAAUUGUUGCCUGACGACUCACACUGAAUUAUUUAGCUGCUCUAUCGUUCAUUACAUACUUCAGUCUGAAUCUGCCAUCAUUGAAAGUUGUUUGUGGUAAUAUCGUUUGCGAUGAAAACAAAGUCAUCAGCAAUUAGAUCGUCUCUAACCAAUCAGAGUAUCAAAGCCAAUUACGUACUUCAAAAACACUGCUUCACCCACGUGUGUUCUGGCUCUGGCCCAACCGAUUGGUUUCUGGGACCAAUCAGACGGUCCGAAUGUGUUCGCAUUCUAGACGGAUCGGGAAAGGAGUCAAAUCCAGACUCAUUGCGGAGAAGAAACAAACGUUCGUGGGCGUGGCGUUUGGCCGGACCAAUGAGGGAGUUCUAUUAAUGCGGGUUAGCAUUGAUUGCAUUUGUUUUGGAACCUAGUGAUGGGGGGGGGUACAUAUCACAAUUUUGUUUUUGGAUGAUAUUAUAUCGAUAUUUGACUCAGAGUAUCGUUUUUUUGCUACUGUAGGUAGUGUUAGCUAGCGCUAGUUGGCUGUACCUGCGCCAAAAAAGUAUUUUUCAUCCUAUAGCUUGUUCUCCAUCUUCUUUUUAAAUAGUGAAUUAACAUGUUUUCAGCACUUUUAUUUCCCUGACUGAUCAAGACUCAUUUUUACAUUUUAGUCAUUUAGCAGCCGCUUUUAGCCAGAGCGACUUACAGGAGCAAUUAGGGUUGAGUGCCUUGCUCAAGGACAUUGACAGAUUUUUCACCUAGUUAGCUCGGAAAUUCGAACCAGCGUCCUUUUGGUUACUGGCCCAACACCCUUAACCGCUAGGCUACCUGCCGCAUGCUCUCUCUUGUCUCUCUGCAGCAGACAUAUACAGUGUCUUCUGAAAGUAUUCACACCCCUUGAAUUUUUCCCAAAACAAUUGUGUUACAAAGUAGGAUUUAAACAGAUUUUUGUCAACGAUUUACACAAAAUACUCUGUAAUGUCAAAGUGAAAGAAAAAUUAGAACAUAUGUAAAAUUAAAAAUAAUAAAGGAAAAAUAAAACACUAAUAUAAUCUUGAUUACAUAAGUAUUCAACCCCCUGAAUAAAUAAGUUAGAAUAACCUUUGGCAGCAAUUACAGCUGUGAGUCUUUCUGGGUAAGUCUCUAAGAGCUUUGCACACCUGGAAUGUAUAAUACCUGGAAUGUACAAUACAAAAAAUUAUUCAAGCUCUGUCAAGUUGCUAAACAGCCAUUUUCAAGUCUUGCCAUAGAUUUUCAAGCUGAUUUAAGUCAAAACUGUAACUAGGCCACUCAGGAAUAUUCAAUGUCGUCUUGAUAAGCAACUAGUGCGUAUUUGGCCUUUUGUUUUAGGUUAUUGUCCUGCUGAAAGGUGAAUUUGUCUCCCAGUGUCUGAAACAGGUUUUCCUCUAGGAUUUUGCCUGUGCUUAGCUCUAUUCAGUUUCUUUUCAUCCUAAAAAAAACUCCCUAGUCCUUGCCGAUGACAAACCUCCCCAUAUCAUGAUGCAGCCACCAUCAUGCUUGAAAAUAUGAAGAGUGGUACUCAGUGAUUUGGAUUUACUCCAAACAUAACGCUUUACACAUUCUUUGCAGUUUUACUUUAGUGACUUAUUGCAAACAGGAUGCAUAUUUUGGAAUAUUCUGUACAUUUAGGCUAGUAUUGAGUUAGGAAGGACGCCUGUAUCUUUGCAGUGACUGGGUGUAUUGAUACACCAUCCAAAGUGUAAUUAAUAACUUCACCAUGCUCAAAGGGUUAUUCAAUGUCUGCUUUUAAAAUUCUUACCCAUCUACAGUACCAAUAGGUGCCCUUCUUUGUGAGGCAUUGGAAAACCUCCCUGGUCUUUGUGGUUGAAUCUGUGUUUGAAAUUCACUGCUCGACUGAGGGACCUUACAGAUAAUUGUAUGUAUGGGGUACAGAAAUAAGGUAGUCAUUCAAAAGGUAUUGUACACAGAGUGAGUCCAUGCAACUUUUUAUGUGACUUGUUAAGCAAAUUAUUACUCCUGAACUUAUUUAGGCUUGCCAUAACAAAGGGGUGUAAUACUUUUUGACUCAAUACAUUUCAGCUUUUCAUUUUUAAUUAAUUUGUAAACAUUUCUCCAAACAUAAUUCCACUUUGACAUUGUGGGGUAUUGUGUGUAGAUCAGUGACACAAAAUCUCAAUUUAAUCCAUUUUAAAUUCAGGCUGUAACACAACAAAAUGUGGAAAAAGUCAAGGGGUGUGAAUACUUUCUGAAGGCACUGUAGUGAGCAAUAUGUUUGGAACAUAAAAUCGCAAUAAAAUCGCAGUAUCGAAUCGCAAUACAUAUAGAAUCAUGAGAAUCGCAAUACAUAUUGUAAUGGCACCUAAGUAUCAUGAUAAUAUCGUAUCGUGAGGUCCCUGGCAAUUCCCAGCCCUACUGGAACCGGGCUGCCUCACUGGCGCAAACCAGGUGCCCCGUUUUGGCUGACGGCGAAGUCGGCUUAAAAUAAAAGUGAUGUAUGCAUACGUUAUUAUUUUUCAUACCCCUCGUGGGAAUCGAACCCACAACCCUGGCGUUGCAAACGCCAUGCUCUACCAACUGAGCUACAUCCCUUCCGGCCAUUCCCUCCCCUACCCUGGGCCAAUUGUGCGCCGCCCCAUGGUCUCCCGGUCGCGGCCGGCUACGACAGAGCCUGGAUUCGAACCAGGAUCUCUACUGGCACAGCUAGCCUUAGACCACUGUGCCACUCGGGAGGCCUGAACGAUGCAUCAUGCUGCCUUGUUGACAACAUGACCGAGCGGCGCAGAUUACUGUUAGAUUUGAGAAGGGCACUCCUCCCUCAUCGCUUUUGCCCAUUCACGUCACGGGCCAUAGCCCCGGUGCUCAUAAUCAAACUCUCUCAAUGAGUCUGGGUAGCUAGGCAAUGGGAAUUGGCAAUUUACAUAAUUUUGGGGGGGGGAAGUUGGCUUUUGUGUGUGCAAUUAAUUGGGACUGUAAACAUUCACUAAAUGUUCUGUUUCACUUCCUUCCUCUGAAUUACUGGAGAUAUUAUAGUAGAUUUGAAAUAGAGGAGAAUAGCACAUGUGAAUGCCAUGCUGUUGAUGGCCAGUUUGUCAGCACAAAAUAAACAUUAAGUAAAUCCUAGAUUUCGUUCCACACUUCAAGGAAUUCAUGGUUUUUACCUUAAGUCAAAUGUCCCAUCAUGAUAGUGUAAACCCCCCAGACUUUCCAUAGUUUGUACACUGAAUGAGAAUCUUUGAAUUCACCAUUGGAAACACAGUUUAUUUUACUGACCUGUACCCUGCUUUGGUCUCAUCAGUACACAGAUCAACUGAUCCCCUACCCCUCUCAUCUCACACCUCCCUCUUCCCCUCUACCAGGUAUGUUCUUAUACAUUAAUAUGCAGGUAAAUAUGCGCCUUCUUCUGGUGGAUCAAAUCUAAUCAUUAUUGUUUAUGUUUUCCUCACCCAUGCUGGUUAUGGUUGUACAGAUAGCCUGGUGGUUGCCAUAUACAGCUAUGAACCCAACCACAACGAUGACCUGGGAUUUGAGAAGGGAGACAAGCUGAAAAUCCUCAAUAAGUAAGAAUAGGGAUGUGUGAUGCUAUUUACUUUUUAGAGGAUGUGAUAUAUUUGUGUAGUUGUGCAAAAGUGUGUAGUUGUUUGAUGGAGCAUGACACAUUACCAGUUAUUGAAAAGUAUGAGAUAGUGAGUAAGUGUUGCUGUUAUGUCUGCUGUCCAGGGAUGACCCAGAGUGGUUCAUGGCAGAGUCGCUCAUCACAGGCCAGAAGGGCUUCAUCCCAUACAACUUUGUGGCCCCCCUGAACUCAAUGGAGAUGGAGACGUAAGUCAAUUCAGUUGAAUUCAAUUCAAACUGUAAUUCAUUUCACUUUAAGUCAUGCAGGAAGCACACACAUACAUUAACAAACACCAUCUCCCCAUACUCAACACCCCCCAAGUAAGGGAAAGGGAUGUGGUUAUGUUUGAAGCUCUAUACCUGUUUUUUUUGUGCUUCAGAUGGUUUUUCAAGAACCUCUCCAGAAACGAUGCUAUGAGGCUCCUGCUAGCUCCGGGGAAUACACAGGGCUCCUUCAUGGUCAGAGAGAGUGAGACCACCAAAGGCUCCUUCUCCUUAUCUGUCAGGGACUUGGAUCCUGACACGGGAGACAUGGUCAAGCACUACAGAAUCCGGAACUUGGAUACUGGUGGUUUCUACAUCACCGCAAAGAUAUCCUUCAACUCCCUGAAAGAGCUGGUCCAGCAUCACUCACGUACGUGCUAUGACUCACAUCCUGUCUGAACUCCUGGAGCUAUGCCUCCAGUCAGAACACAAUACAUCAGCCAAACAAUACAUAUAGCAUUGGUACCAAAGACCAUUAUCAUACCAUCCAUAGUGCACAUACACCUUAGCACAUAUAAAUCUUUCUCAAAAUGUGAACUGUAUAACUUGACGUUAUUCAACCUUUGACCCUGCCUGUGUUGUGUGUGUCUGCAGGUGAGGCGGACGGUCUGUGCACCCGGCUGAUGAAGCCGUGCCAGUCCCGCGUGCCCCAGAAACCCUGGUGGCAGGACGAAUGGGAGAUCCCCCGAGAGUCCCUCAAAAUGGAGCGCAGGCUCGGGGCCGGGCAGUUUGGAGAAGUUUGGAUGGGUGAGUGCCUUCAGAAAGUAUUCAUACCCCUUGACUUAUUCCACAUUUUGUUGUGUUACAGCCUGAAUUCCAAAUGGAUUAAAUAGAUGUGUUUUCUCACCCAUCUACACACAAUACCCCAUAAUGACAAAGUGAAAACAUGUUUUAAGAAAUGUUAGCUAAUGUUGAAAAAGUCAAGGGGUGUGAAUACUUUCUGAAGGCACUGUACAACCACAGUAGUUGAUAUUGUCAGAUUACCAAUGCGUGUGUUGGUUUGCAUAGAUGCACUAGAUAUAAAGCAACCAGUUGCUCAAUUGGUCCUGUCUCUCUCUGUGUCUGCCAGAACAGCUUUAGUUUAGGCUUUAGUUCUGCAUUGUGUGUAAUUUCCUAAAUACCACCAUCACUGCAGUGCUUGUUUGAGCUGGUAGGGCCCCUUUGGGAUUGAUGUCAGGUAUUAGCUGCAUUACGCAAGAGAGCCAGCGAGCUAGGCUGAAGUUCUAGUCACACACCAGAGGCUCUCUCUGAAGCACUUCACAUGUCUAUAUUAGUUCAUAUUACAAUAUUUGCUAUCGCCUCCAACUGUGACCCUAAAAUCAACCAUUAAAAAAGAACCUCCAGUGUUUUGAAGGUGAGAAUAUCUGAUGAUGUAAUCUGAUUUCUUCACACUUGUUUUCCAGUGGAGGGGGAGAUUUCCCUAUUGUCCAUCUCCAUGUGUGUGAACACAAUGCAACAUUAAAAACUAGCCUGCUAUGGGACUUUGUAUUUACAAAUUCCUCCUGCAUGCGAUCUUGGCAACAUACAGUAUUUGUUUCUCCCAGCGAAUGAAUACACCAACAUCAUUGGGGUGAUUGUUGUUUGACAACAAAAAAGUAUCCAUGCAUGUCAGAUUUUUUUAAAAACGAACCACCAUUCCUUUUACCGAAAUUAUUUCAGUUAUAGAUAACAGUAGGGAAGAAUGCUUUCAAUAAUAAAGUUAAUUCUCACCAUUACAGCAUAGGCUAUAACUCGGUUAAUUGUGACCUAUAGUAAACUUGAGUGUCCUCAAAUGACUCCAUCAUACACAUUGUAUACUACACUACUGAAUAAUAUCACUGUGAUAUUACUGUAAUAAACUGUAUAUUUACUGUAUCACCAAUGGCCUUCCUCUAUGCUGCAGGUCUGUACAACAACCACAGGCGGGUGGCCAUUAAGAACCUGAAGGUGGGCACCAUGUCCAUGGCUGCCUUCCUGGCCGAGGCCAACCUGAUGAAGGAGCUGCAGCACCCACGCCUGGUCCGCCUCUUCGCCGUGGUUACGCAGGAGCCCAUCUACAUCAUCACAGAGUUCAUGGAGAACGGUGGGUGUCACUGUCUAGGAUUACACUGUUAUUAGGCUAAUGGUCAAUGUUCGUCUUUCAGGGUAAGACCAACUCCCUAUACAAAAGGUCAAUAACCCUGAUCCUAUUCGAUUCAGUUGUUCUUCUAUUCUAUUGUACUCUAUUCCAUGAGAGCUGCUCAGCAAGCCUAUGGCCAAUGUCUGUGCCUGUUUACAUAGAUGACUCUCAAUCCCGGCGCUGAAAGAGUGAACAGCUAAAACAGAGUCAUCCAGGGAGAUUCUAGAGAAACACCUGGAGCAGACAAAGUGUUUUCAGCCAGGAUAUCGUCAUCGGCUUUCAUGAUCGAACAUGUUAAACUGUUAUUGGUUUGCAUGCUGAUAAGAGUGAGAGUAACAAAAGAGUGGCUUGGGUGUUUACCAGAAUGUCUUUCAUGAGUAAGAGUCUUUCACAGGCAUACUGCAGUCCACUGACAAUGUUAAAUGAUCCAAAAAGCAUUUUGUUAUAGAUGCAAAAGAUGAAUACCCCUAGUUAUGGCUUAACGGCUAUUUACUGAAAGCCUCAUUCUAAAUGGAGCAUGUGAUCUUCAGAAACGCAGUACAAGUUUAACCUUGUUUUUCCAUAUAUCUCCUUCUUUAGAGUGGACAAUCUUCUUAGAGGCUAUUUUCAACCUAUUUUGGUGACCCUGCUGCACUUUCUAAAAAAAAACUUAAAUAAUCACAUCAGCAAACCUGAACUUUAGCUCUCUUUUCCUGUACCGGCUGGUGCCUCUAAUGUCAACACACCAAAGGGAAGUCCGUUCUGACUGGAAAAGAGAGACGUCAAAUAGGGGAGUGGUGAUUCACCAUCUCAUUGUUCAGUGAUGGGACCUGUGUCAACCCCCAUGGGCACGUGGCUCCAUUCCAGUGUCAGCACAGACAGACCGCAACACAGCCCCCCCUUCAGCCCCCCUAUUCCCCCAGUCAGACUAGGCUAUUCAGCCACUGUCCAGUGACUACUCUCUUUCUCUCUUCACACAAGAAAGAGAGAGGCUGUCUGUAAAAGGGUAGCAAAGCAAAGCCAGACCAAUAAAAAUGUCACCAUGGUAACAGGUGCACUGCACUGCACACAGACUAGCUGACAUUGAAAACAUAAGUCUUAAUACCAGUGGCGUAGCCAGAAAUUUGUUAGUGGGUGGACCUGCAAAAAUGUUGGUGGGCAACUAACUUCCUGUAAUUUUACAAAUUUUGCCAUGGGGCAAAGAGAAAAAUGUGCAGUUUUAUAGCUAAUCUCAUGCUAUUCUACACAUUUUGCCAUGAGGCUGAGAGACAAUUGUACAUUUUCUAAGCUAAUUAAAGCUAAAAUAUAGGUGUGUUUACUGAUAAAGGCACUGGAUUGUGAGCUCUCUUGUUUGCUAAAUGAAGAAAUUAAAUAAGCAGUGGCAUGGUGCAUAUAGCUAUAGAAGCACAGUGACAUAUCCUCAAUGCCGUCAUAUUUGUGGCUUAUUUGGGGUGUGGCUUUCAGUUAGUUCUGUUUGGCAACCCAUCCCAUGAGAGUGAAUGUCAUUCCAGGUAAUCUGUUCUGUUCAAUAAUUUAUAUAAAGACUAGAUGACUGAUAUAGGGCACUGUGUUGAAGCCACCAUGCCUCCAUCUUGGCACUCCCCCACUAUUGUAAAAUACAUUUUGGAAGCUAUAGAAAUGCAUUUAUUAAUGUCUACAAUCGUUUGCCACAUUUAUUAUAUUACAGACACCUUAAUGCAUACUUUUAAAUUAUAUUAUGUGAGGUAAACAUAAACCAAAAUGUUUAAAAAAAGAUUAAACAUUUUCCUUAAAGUAUAAUUUCUUAUUAGAUUACUAAUGUUACUGUCCCAAAUACAACAACAAAAAUACUUAAAUACAUGUAAUUUUGUCCUUAAAACAUUUAAUUGAAAUACUGUAGAAUUCCAUUCAUUCCUAUGGAGGAUUUCUCCUACUGGGGAGUGCCAAUUUGGCCAAAUGGUGGCUUCAAAGCCUCUCAAUGGCCAAUACAUAGCAUCAGCAAUCCACAUUGUCUUCCAUCAGAUAGCGCGUUGAUUCCGCCUGCAUUGAUCUGUCACAUAUCUUGCAAAGGCUAAUGGGAUAGAUGAAAAGUAGUCCGGCUACAAUGGGCUGCCAUAACAUUAGAAAAUAUUACCUAGGUGACAUAGUCUGCUGAACCCCAUUUCUGCCUCAAAACUGUCUGAAUUAAUCUAAGCUAAAACAAUAAAUAUGUCAAUAAUGUUAAUGUUUUUUUUGGUGAGGAAGUAUUAGUCGCCCCUUUUUUUUGGUGAGGAAGUGUUAGUCGCCCCUUUUUAAAUCUAGCUAAGGAUUAUUGUGUUUCAAUGACCAGUAUUUCUGAAGUUGGGCACGAAAGCUAGCAUAAAUUUGUCCAACAUGAAUGUUAGCUUGCUAGCUUGCUGAGCCAGUCACUGAAAUCAUCUUUGGCUGAAAUGAUGCUGCUAACCAACCAGCUACCUACUUAGUGCUCCACACGCAAGGUUGUAUCUUCCAACAAAAGCUAGCUAGCAAGCUACUGUAGCUAGUAGUGCUAAUGCUUACAUUAUUAUGCAUUUUUAUGAAGCAGCUGUUCUUCUGCCAUGAGUCAUUGCAGUAGCCUCCCGAGUCAGCUGCUGUGUUCAGCUGACCCAACGAUACGAUCGUGAAGAAACAUGCUGAUCUAUCUACGGACUGAUUUCUGAUUACAUUCAGUUCCUCUUAAUUGUGGGGCUGCAUGUCUACAUUUUCAGGGCAUUUUAAACAGGCUAAGCAAGCUUUUUAUGUCAGUGAAGGAAGAGCUAGCAAACUUGCUAGCUAUGUCAGUAAGCUAGCUAGCUACAGUGGGGGAAAAAAGUAUUUAGUCAGCCACCAAUUGUGCAAGUUCUCCCACUUAAAAAUAUGAGAGAGGCCUGUAAUUUUCAUCAUAGGUACACGUCAACUAUGACAGACAAAAUUAGAAAAAAAAUCCAGAAAAUCACAUUGUAGGAUUUUUAAUGAAUUUAUUUGCAAAUUAUGGUGGAAAAUAAGUAUUUGGUCAAUAACAAACAAGCAAGGUUUCUGGCUCUCACAGACCUGUAACUUCUUCUUUAAGAGGCUCCUCUGUCCUCCACUCGUUACCUGUAUUAAUGGCACCUGUUUGAACUUGUUAUCAGUAUAAAAGACACCUGUCCACAACCUCAAACAGUCACACUCCAAACUCCACUAUGGCCAAGACCAAAGAGCUGUCAAAGAACACCAGAAACAAAAUUGUAGACCUGCACCAGGCUGGGAAGACUGAAUCUGCAAUAGGUAAACAGCUUGGUUUGAAGAAAUCAACUGUGGGAGCAAUUAUUAGGAAAUGGAAGACAUACAAGACCACUGAUAAUCUCCCUCGAUCUGGGGCUCCACGCAAGAUCUCACCCCGUGGGGUCAAAAUGAUCACAAGAACGGUGAGCAAAAAUCCCAGAACCACACGGGGGGACCUAGUGAAUGACCUGCAGAGAGCUGGGACCAAAGUAACAAAGCCUACCAUCAGUAACACACUACGCCUUCAGGGACUCAAAUCCUGCAGUGCCAGACGUGUCCCCCUGCUUAAGCCAGUACAUGUCCAGGCCCGUCUGAAGUUUGCUAGAGUGCAUUUGGAUGAUCCAGAAGAGGAUUGGGAGAAUGUCAUAUGGUCAGAUGAAACCAAAAUGUAACUUUUUGGUAAAAACUCAACUCGUCGUGUUUGAAGGACAAAGAAUGCUGAGUUGCAUCCAAAGAACACCAUACCUACAGUGAAGCAUGGGGGAGGAAACAUCAUGCUUUGGGGCUGUUUUUCUGCAAAGGGACCAGGACGACUGAUCCGUGUAAAGUAAAGAAUGAAUGGGGCCAUGUAUCUUGUAGAUUUUGAGUGAAAACCACCUUCCAUCAGCAAGGGCAUUGAAGAUGAAACGUGGCUGGGUCUUUCAGCAUGACAAUGAUCCCAAACACACUGCCCGGGCAACGAAGGAGUGGCUUCGUAAGAAGCAUUUCAAGGUCCUGGAGUGGCCUAGCCAGUCUCCAGAUCUCAACCCCAUAGAAAAUCUUUGGAGGGAGUUGAAAGUCCGUGUUGCCCAGCGACAGCCCCAAAACAUCACUGCUCUAGAGGAGAUCUGCAUGGAGGAAUGGGCCAAAAUACCAGCAACAGUGUGUGAAAACCUUGAAGACUUACAGAAAACGUUUGACCUGUGUCAUUGCCAACAAAGGGUAUAUAACAAAGUAUUGAGAAACUUUUGUUAUUGACCAAAUACUUAUUUUCCACCAUAAUUUGCAAAUAAAUUCAUUAAAAAUCCUACAAUGUGAUUUUCUGGAUUUUUUUUCUAAUUUUGUCUGUCAUAGUUGACGUGUACCUAUGAUGAAAAUUACAGGCCUCUCUCUUCUUUUUAAGUGGGAGAUCUUGCACAAUUGGUGGCUGACUAAAUACUUUUUUUCCCCACUGUAAUUAAUCCAGUCAACAUUUUUAUCAAUUGUAACCCACCAGAAAAACGUUGUUGUAAACCCUUCUCCAAUUGAUCUGCAAUUCGCAUUACUUUGGUGUCUAUAACAUUGAUAAUCUCCGGGGUUCAUGGUGAAUUGGGGUGCCUUAGUAUUAUCCUUUUUAAUAUCAGAACAAUUAGGUGAGGUUUGGUUUGAUCCCAAAUCUAUCACACAAGAGAACAUGGUCUGAGGCAUAGGUGCAGUUACAAGGGUUGGCCUACCUGUUGAACAGGCAUAACAAUUAGUUUGACCCAACACCCUAGCUGUGUAGUUCAUCCACCUACUUUUUUUCCCCACUGUAUAUUGAAGCAAUAUCUCAAGACAUCAGUCAGGAAGUUAAAGCUUGGUCGCAAAUGGGUCUUCCAAAUGGACAAUGACCCCAAGCAUACUUCCAAAGUUGUGGCAAAAUAGCUUAAGGACAACAAAGUCAAGGUAUUGGAGUGGCCAUCACAAAGCCCUGACGUCAAUCCUAUAGAAAAUCUGUGGGCAGAACUGAAAAAGCGUGUGCGAGCAAGGAGGCCUACAAACCUGACUCAGUUACACCAGCUCUGUCAGGAAGAAUGGGCCAAAAUUCACCCAACUUAUUGUGGGAAGCUUCUGGAAGGCUACCCGAAACGUUUGACCCAAGUUAAACAAUUUCAAGGCAAUGCUACCAAAUACUAAUUGAGUGUAUGUAAACUUCUGACCCACUGGGAAUGUGAUGAAAGAAAUAAAAGCUGAAAUAAAUCAUUCUCUCUACUAUUAUUCUGACAUUUCACAUUCUUAAAAUAAAGUGGUGAUCCUAACUGACCUAAGACAGGGAAUUUUUACUAGGUUUAAAUGUCAGGAAUUGUGAAAAACUGAGUUUAAAUGUAUUUGGCUAAGGUGUAUGUAAACUUCCGACUUCAACUGUAUAUCAUUGGUUCUGAUAUAUUUAAUCAAAUCUGACUAGCCCAGUGCACUGCUUGCUAUGAAUUCUAUCUGAUGGUGUUUGGAUGCUUAGGCAAAAAGACAAAUAAUGUUCUGUUUGGAACACUGACAAGUAGAGAGCUUACAUUUUAAUUUUUGUAUUUGUUUUUUUAUAUAAAACAUUUUUGGGGGGCUCAAUCUGAGUGGUUGGGCCUAGCUCCCCAGUGGGUGGGCCUAGCGCCCCAUUGGGUGCCUGCUUAAUACAACAACUUAUUUUGAUACCAGUAUGUUCUCCAAAAGCCUUGGUCAGAAUCUCUGACUACAGUUACUAUGUCACCUGCAUGUUUUUGAAUGUGAUCCCACAUUGCCUUCAAAGGUUGUUGUUGCCUUUUUGAAGACCUGAAAUUAGGAGGGACAAUAACAAAGCACAUUGAAAAGACGCUGUCACUGGUGCAACAACAGCUUCAGUAUGUAAGUGCUCCGAGCCAGUGAAUGGAGGGCCUUUGUAUUGUUCUCUAUGAGAGGCCUGUAGAGCACCAACAUGCCUUUACAUGAGCUGUCUCUUUGUUUGCGAUUCACAUGCACAGACACAAUUGUUGCUUCUGUUGUCACUAGAAAGGAAGGCUUGAUGUUCCCAUCCUCUCAAUUUGUCCCUCGUUUUUAUCACUGAAGACAAUACAACUGGAAAAUAACAGGCGUGGCGUGCUUAACUUCCCUCGCAACCUUGGAUUAUACCGUUAAUUUGGUGCACAGACAUCAAAGGAGUCCUUCUUUACUAAAGCACAGGGCCUGUUGCCCUUCUUUCCUGGAAGAGUCAUUCCUCUUUUCUUAAGGCAUUUCCUGCUGCUUGCCUUGGCUGGCUGAGGUCCAGUGGUCUUGUUCGGUUUUAAUCAAACACAGAGGAGCCAUGGCCUGUCGAAUAGAGGCCAUGCAUCACAUUGACUGACGGUGAACGCACUUCCUGAGAAUGUUAUUUUCCUAAUUUAAACCUAUUCUGGGUCUAAGGUCAGCUAUUUAUGUCUGAGACAUAUCUAAAUGUAGUUUUAAUGGCAGUGUCAUUAAUCUCUCACAAAGCAUUUCACUGAACAUAGAGUUUUCUAACUUAAAACUAUUUGUAUCUUAAAAUAAUUCCACCUCCAUCAACAUUGCAUAAAAGCUGGUGACUGGUAACUGAUAACAUCUGUUUACAAAGGAGAUCUGAUGUAAUGCUGCUCAAAACAUAUGUCAUUUUAAUAACUUGAUCACAUUUUGUUACAGGCGCUCUGGUAGAUUUUCUCAAGUCGUCUGAGGGAUCCAACAUACCCAUCAACACCCUCAUAGAUAUGGCCUCUCAGGCAAGUCCCCUGCUCUUUACGUCAAUCCCAAUAGCUCUCUACACUUUUAACUAUUGUCUGUCUCCAAAUUCUCUCUUACUCUUUCCCCUCUAUUCGCUCUUUCACUUUCUAUUCUCUCUGUAUGAUCCUCAUCUACAGGAAACAGCUCUUGCUAUUGUGAGGCUAACUAUAAUCUCCCGGUAACAAUGGAGACCCCUGUGUGAGGUUUACUAACAAUAACACCUUAAGUCUAUACACCUUGUCACAAAUCUAACUGUGUCAACACCACUGAGGUGCUCACCCCACCACAGUGCAAUGCUAUAUGUGUAACACAAAUCAAAGUGACACAUACCCUGAUACCUGAGAGACAUAAUGCAUAUUCCAUAAUAAAACAAACCUACAGCCUACUCUAAAUCACACUUGCACCAAGCUUCAUAAGAUCAAGAAAGCAGUUGUAUUGCUGUUUGAGUCUCUCGUUCUAGAAGAACAACUUACUUAGGAGUAGUUUACGGCCAAGGAUGGGGCCAAAUAUCGGGCCAAAGAUGGGAGAACAUCUAAUUACACCAACAUCUUAUCUAAUUGGGCUACUCUAAUGUAAUGUUAUGGUUACAUUAUAUAACUCUCUGGAAAUUGAGCCACAUAUAUGUGUAAUGGGAUUACAGGGAUUUCAACUAACCAAGCUCAGAGUACUCUCAAAGCCGCCUGUGGCAGAGGAAGAGCCUACUCUAUGGAUGCACUGUGAACGUAUUACAGCAAAAUAACAUUCCUAAGCAAUGGCUAGAACACUGAUGGCAUUCAGCACCAUACAUUGCUGUAAUCACAUAGUGAGUAAGUACACUGAAACAACAUGACCCCUAGAGCUUGUGAGUGAAAAUGUUUUAGCUCUCUGGUUUCAGAGUGGUGCGUAAUGAUGAUAUGAAGUUCAUACGACACACGCACCUCUCGGUUUUCUGCCAAGGGCCUUGGGGCCCAAUGAUCCCUAUCUGUGAGAUUCUUACGUCUGAAAUAUGCACCAAUGUCCGCCUAAACACACACACACACAUUGACACACACAAAAGAGAUGUAGUCAGCACAGCUGGGCCGGAAAGAGAGCUGGCUGCUAGGGGUUCAUAACCUGCCUGUGAAAACUGGGUGGAGCUGCGAGGUGAGGAGCAGAGAUCUGACCUGGGGAAGUGGGAACCUCCUAGUCACAGGACUCUACCUCUGCCCUGUCUGUUUCUUAUACACACACGAACACACACAGUAUGUAUCCUUCAUAAAUUGUGCCUUCCUGUAUUAUACCUAUGCCAAAAAAGUUAUUCUAUUCUACUGAGCCAUUUACUUUAUGUUCCUAUUCUUAUCUUUUAUUAUUUCUUAUUGUUGUUGCAUUGUCCAGAAGGAAGUAAGCAUUUCAUUGGACAGUGUAUACCAUGUGUGCCCUAUACAUACGAAUAAUACAAUUUGAAACAAGUAUGAUUCAUUCCUCAUGAUGUACUGCCUCCUGCAGGUGGCUGAGGGAAUGGCCUACAUUGAAGAGAAGAACUACAUCCAUCGGGACCUGCGAGCCGCAAACAUCCUGGUGUCUGAUGAGCUCAUCUGUAAGAUCGCUGACUUUGGACUCGCAAGACUCAUCGAGGACAACGAGUACACAGCCAGAGAGGGUAGCAUUACUUUCCUUUACACUAGAAAAAAUGUAUGCGCUUGAAUGUUCUAAGUGCUUUCUGCAAAGCCAUGCACUCUCUCUAUACUAUAGCCCCACCAAGUGUUCAUGUAGAAUCCAUUGGGUGCUUUUGAAAUGAACAUGAACCCAAAAUUAAACCUAUUUCACUCUUCCUUAUCAGGUGCCAAAUUCCCCAUAAAAUGGACAGCACCUGAAGCUAUAAACUAUGGAACCUUUUCCAUCAAGUCAGAUGUGUGGUCGUUUGGGAUCCUCUUGACAGAGAUAGUGACGUAUGGCCGUAUCCCAUAUCCAGGUAUUUCACUGAUGCACCUCAAUAAUAAUCCAAUAUUAUACAUGUCUAUUUCAUAUGCAAUGCAUGUAGACUCCACAUACACACAUUCUCCACAUAGCACCUAUAUAGUCCAUAAACAUCACAUACUCUCUACAAAAAUGUUGCCCACAAAACCCCAACACAUUGGCCACAUUAUUAACAAAUCUGCAUCCCCAUCUCUUCUCUCUUCCCACUGUCAGGAAUGAGUAACCCAGAGGUGAUCCAAAACCUGGAGAGAGGCUACCGGAUGCCCCUACCUGAGAACUGCCCUGAGGGUCUGUACAACAUCAUGAACCUGUGCUGGAAGGAGAGCCCAGAAAACCGGCCAACCUUUGAGUACCUGAGAAGCGUUCUGGAGGACUUCUUCACAGCUACAGAGGGGCAGUACCAGGAACAGCCAUAAGACAGACAGACAGACAGACAUGGGGACAGGAGAGGAGAGGUCAUGACGGACAUUACUCCAAUUGUUAAAAACUGUUAAGUGAAUUAUUAAUCAAACUAUUCUGUGUCUCUGUGCGUCUCCCAAAAGGUUGUAAGUCUUUUGGGAUUUAAGUAACGGACAGAGUCCCGAUCUGCAUAGUCAGAGAUCUUUAUUCAUUGAGAAUUCUGCCAUCACAAUUUCAGAGUCCAUCUUUUAUACUCAUACGUCAUACAAAAAAAUCCCUCCCCUCUGUAGGCGGGCUGUAGUUUUCCACUCUAAAACUGCUCUCCUGACCAUCAGUUCACACACACAUAUACUCACAUGCAUACACACACACACACACACACAUGCAUACACACACAUACAUACACACUUUCUUAUCAUAGCCUACUCCCUGCAUUCCUCAGUUAUCGCCGUUCUCACAAUAUUCUGCACCAUGUUCCAUAACAGUUUCUCUCCUCCCUAAAUUGGGAGGCCUCUUUAUCUUGGUUUCUCAGUUGUCUGUAGACAGUUCUCCUUGUCCUUUGUCUGGCCUAACUCUUACUCACAUUGCUGAAUAGUAGCUCAAUGUCAUAGUCUUUACUGGUCCUACACUCACACAUUCUAACACAUUCCACACAGUUUCGGGGUGUAAUAAUUAGUCAUUAAUAAUUAAUCUAUCAAUCCACCCUUUGACUAAAUAUUACACACAUACAAAAUAUAUGUUGUUAUAGAAAUGAAUCACACACAUUGAAGCAUAUAAGUUUGCAUAUAAAAACAUAAAAAAUGGUCUCAUUCAAUACAGGUUCAUCAGGGUUACCCCAUGAUUAAAAGUGUAACGUUACUUUUUAGCAAUGGUAACUAGUACAUCAUACUUAAAACGAGACUUUAAUACACAAAAGAUCUUUACAAUAACUUUUAAACUAGAGAUUUAUAGUUCUAGGAAAACAUCCAGUCUCAAACUAUCUGUCACGCCCUGGCUCUGGGGACGCUUGUAUGUUGAGCCAGGGUGUGAGUGUUCUUUAUGUUGUUCUAGUUUUGUGUUUCUAGGGUAUAGUUAUUGUAUUGUGUUUCUAUGUUGGCCAGAGUGGUUCUCAAUCAGAGGCAACGAGUGUCAGCUGUUGCUGGUUGUCUCUGAUUGGGAACCAUAUUUAAACAGUCUGUUUUUCCACAGUGUUUGUGGGAUCUUGUUCCUGUUGUAGGUUUGUGUUUUUGCACCUUUGGACGUCACGUAUCGUUUUUGUUAUUUUGUUUGUGUAUCAAUAAUAAAAGCAUGUUCGCAAAUAACUCUGCGCCUUGGUCCUCUGUAUACGACGAUCGUGACAGAAGAUCCCACCAAAACUGGACCAAGCAGCGUGUCCAGGAGCCAUCGCCAGGGGAAUCGCUAGCGGAUCUCCGUGGCAACCUCGACUGGGUCAAGCCUAGUGAAGAGCAGAGAGGGUGGACUUGGGAGCAGUGGAGGAAGAGUCUCGACUGGGUCAAGCCAAGUGAAGAGCAGAGAGGUUGGACUUUGGAGCAGUGGAGGAAGAGUCUGGCGAGAGAUAGGGAGGCUUGGUCCACGGGGAGGAGAGACACCCAGAAUUUUUUUAGGGGGGGGCUCACGCCGUGGACGACGGGGCAGCAGGAGGCCGCGAUAGAGCGGUCCAGCGGGUUGGCAGAGGAGGCCGCCAGGUUAAGGGGGCCACUGGUCACAAAGGGGAAGGAAAGUGUAGAGGCACGGCGAGAGGUACUGGGGUGUGUUACCAGUCCGGUCCGGCCCGUUCCUGAUCCCCGCGUAGGGCCAGUGGCGUGUGUCCCCAGUACGGUCCGGCCUGUUCCUGUCCCUUGCACCGAGCCUGUGGUGCGUGUCGCCAGCCCGGUCCGGCCUGUUCCUGCUCCCCGCACCAAGCCUAUGGUGCGCGUCGCCAGCCCGGCCCGGCCUGUUCCUGCUCCCCGCACCAAGCCUAUGGUGCACGUCGCCAGCCCGGCCCGGCCUGUUCCUGCUCCCCGCACCAAGCCUAUGGUGCGCGUCGCCAGCCCGGCCCGGCCUGUUCCUGCUCCCCGCACCAAGCCUAUGGUGCGCGUCGCCAGCACGGCCCGGCCUGUUCCUGCUCCCCGCACCAAGCCUAUGGUGCGCUUCGUCAGCCCGGUCCGGCCUGUUCCUGCUCCCCGCACCAAGCCUAUGGUGCGCGUCGCCAGCCCGGUCCGGCCUGUUCCUGCUCCCCGCACCAAGCCUAUGGUGCGCUUCGUCAGCCCGGUCCGGACCGCUCCUGCUCCCCGCACCAAGCCUAUGGUGCACGUCGCCAGCCCGGCUCGGCCUGUUCCUGCUCCCCACACCAAGCCAGUGGUGUGCGUCAUCAGUCCGGCACAGCCCGUGCCUGUUCCACCGGUGCCUGGUCCGGUACCGGUCAGCUGCUCCACGCCGGAGCUAGAGCAAUCCGCUCCACCAGUGUUCAGUCCAGCUCCGGCCAGCAGGGCCAGACCGGACCAAAGGGUACUGUGGGGGGUUAGAGAGGGAGUGGGGAUCAUGCCCAGAGCCGGAUCCGCCGCCAAGGCGGAGUGCCCACCCGGUCCCUCCCCUGUGGUGUUCUGUUGGCGCGGUCGGAGUCCGCGCCUUUGGGGGGGGGGUACUGUCACGCCCUGGCUCUGGGGACGCUUGUAUGUUGAGCCAGGGUGUGAGUGUUCUUUAUGUUGUUCUAGUUUUGUGUUUCUAGGGUAUAGUUCUUGUAUUGUGUUUCUAUGUUGGCCAGAGUGGUUCUCAAUCAGAGGCAACGAGUGUCAGCUGUUGCUGGUUGUCUCUGAUUGGGAACCAUAUUUAAACAGUCUGUUUUUCCACAGUGUUUGUGGGAUCUUGUUCCUGUUGUAGGUUUGUGUUUUUGCACCUUUGGACGUCACAUAUCGUUUUUGUUAUUUUGUUCGUGUAUCAAUAAUAAAAGCAUGUUCGCAAAUAACGCUGCGUCUUGGUCCUCUGUAUACGACGAUCGUGACACUAUCUGAAUCGUCGUCGUCCUCCACCACCAAGCCUGGUGGGUCAUAUUCUUCAUUCCUUAGGUCGGAGUCCGGGAUUGGGCCGUAUCUCACCAUCUGCUGUGAUACUGCUCCAACGCCUUGCUCACCAAUCCUCGGACACAGGGAAUAAGACAACAUCCACAAAGAACAAGCAUACCCAUAGACGCGAUUGCCGCGCCUAAAAUAGUUACAACAAUAGUUUUCCAUUUACCAAACAUUUUAUCAAACCAACCAGUCAUUGAUGUAUUCACCCCCCAGUUCUCAGCCCAUUCUUUACUUUAUGCACUUUAUACACUGUCCAGAGUUUCAGAGAUCACAGCUUCCUCUCUGAGAAACUCUACACGGGGACACCAUAUUUUGUAAAUGGCCUCCAAGCAAGAACAUUUGGAAUCUGGACAUUGUUGUCUUCAAUUAUCCGCUGCAUGUGCGCCAUCGACAUUCAGAACAAAACGCUCUAUCACAUCACCCUUUGGACAUUUGUACUGGCUCUGGGACACUUCCUGUCUGAAGCCUUCAUCUACAAAACGGCACCUCUGACCAUUGGCGUUAUGGCACCUUUCAUUGUGGCGAGUUUCUCUAUCGUGGGAAUGCUGAUUGGGUUCCAGUGUGUUCCAGAGCCUCAGGAGGAGGUGGGUGCACGGCAGAAGAAGCGGGCAGAAGAAGCAGAACUGAUUCCAAGCAGCAGAAAACGGUUUAGCCCACCACUAGAGAAAGCUGUGGGAUAG
Molecule: messenger RNA, 21288 nt
Organism: Coregonus sp. 'balchen'
Lineage: Eukaryota; Metazoa; Chordata; Actinopteri; Salmoniformes; Salmonidae
Source: the annotation of a GenBank genome assembly